Drosophila obscura is the source of this 2067-nucleotide messenger RNA. RefSeq names its product coiled-coil domain-containing protein 93 (gene fidipidine). The coding region runs from base 151 to 1938 and encodes 595 amino acids. NCBI's taxonomy places the organism in Eukaryota, Metazoa, Arthropoda, Insecta, Diptera, Drosophilidae. The record is from RefSeq and is a predicted model, not a curated record. The transcript has 7 exons. Gene Ontology annotation, biological process: Golgi to plasma membrane transport.
AUGUCCAAUCGUUAUCGUUCACAAAUUUGUUGACAUUUUUCUGUUUUCCUAAUUUGUUGCUGAUAAUUCGCUGGUUUUCUUAUUUGUGGGUGGAGUUUUGCCCCGUUUGGCAGACUUGAAGUUCCUUGGCGCCAGCCAGCUGGACGGUUCAUGGCUAACCGCGAUGUAUUCUCCAAAAUCCUGCCCAAUGUUAAGUUGGCCACUCGCUACGAUGAAGACGGACGCGAAGUACAGGUGGAGCGGCGCGAGGACUCUGAUGCAACAGCAAAGGAGCAGGACACUUUCGACAUUCUUGUGGCCGCCGGCUAUUAUCGCGCCCGCAUCAAGGGACUCUCCGCAUUUGACAAGGUUGUGGGCGGCAUGACUUGGUGCAUCGAAUGCUGCGACUAUGACGUGGAUGUGGAUCUGCUCUUCCACGAGAGCCUAUCGAUAGGACAAAAAAUAGCUCUCGUGGAGAAGAUUGUUUCGGUUUUGAUCGAUAUGAAGUGUCCACAUAGCUUGGAGCCGCAUCAGGUGCAGGGUCUGGAGUUUCUUGCCAUCCAUCCCGUCAUUCAGUGGCUAGUGAAGACUUCGGUGGAAAAUCGUGCAGUGCGAGGCCAGCGCUUGAAGAGAUUUGCCAUUGGGGAGUUCCACAAUCAUUAUCAGUAUAAAAGCGACAAGGAUAAUCUGACCAAAAUACGCCUGGCCUCUGCCAAUAUAAAGACCAUUCAGGAUCUCUACAGCCCAUUUAGGAUGUACCAACGCCAGGAAGCCACUGACGACGAUGAAGUUUCGCGGGUGCGCGUGACGCUGCUUGAGUACGGAGAUCCAGGGCCGAUGUUCAAGGCAAGCGCAGGCCGCAAGGCAGGGUUGGGUGCCGAAGAGGGCGAUCAGCUGGAGCAACUGGAGCAGUACCUGCGCAGCCUAUCGCUGGCUAAGGAAGAAUUUACGGGCACCCAGAAACGUAUAGAUCUGGACCCUAAGGCGCGGCAUGCCCUACAGCAGCACUAUGCGGAAUUCAAGCUUGAAAUGGAAACCGAUACCCAGGAACUGAAGGCACAAAAUCAACAGAAGCGCCUAGAGGCAGCCAAGAUUGCGCUGGAGCACAAGGUGAAACGCUUCUGCAAAGACAACGAGCAACUGGCCGAGGCGGAAAAGGAGCAAGGCCAGAAAACAGCAGAAAAGGAGGAGCAGCUGGAGACGCUAAAUGCUGAACUAAAGGCUCACAAAGAAACGGAGGAGAGUGCGGAUCCACAGCUGCUGGCAAGGGUUCAGACGCUGUUGAGGCAGCACGAUGAGCUGAAAAAGAGUGAGGCGGAAUUCAAAGAGUCCUGCAGGACGGAUUUGGCCAGUCUACAGCAACAGAUUGAUGAACUGGAAGCCUUCAGUGCCCAGGAUGCGGAAGCGCAGGCAGCUGCCUUGGCAGGCGAAGAGAAGCGCCUCAGGGAUCUGCGACUGCAGCUGGCCAAACGAAAUCGCGGCAUUGUGGCCAUUGAACGGAAGCUGGACGCGAUACCCGACCGCACAGAGCUGGCCCAGUACCAGCGGCGCUUCCACGAACUCCACAACGAGAUGAGCGGCAAGCACCUGGAAACAAAGCAAUAUUAUAUACUGUACAAUACGCUGAACGACAAGAAGCGCUACCUGGAGAAGGAGCUGACGAUGCUGAACUCCAUAUGCGAGGCCUACAACGAGGGCAUGAUGAGUCCCCAUGGCCGCGAGGACUUCAUACGCCAGUUCGAGACGAUUGUCGAUGGGGUGAAGAGUGCCCAGGACAAGGUGCGUCACAAAUACAACGAGGAGCGCAUGCGGCGCGACGAGCUCAACGAGGAGCUGCAGUCCCUGCUCGAGCUGCAACGCCAGUAUGCCACGGCCGUCAAGCAGCUCACCCGCGAGUGCCAGCGAUGCGACCAACUGCAGCAGCACCUCAAGUCAAUUAGAACUAAGACCCAGUCCUAGCCCCGCAAUAUGAUAUUUAAUUAUGGCUAGUUCUCCGAGGGCUCAUUCCUCCGAUUCCUGUCAUUCCUCCUAUCCGAGUGGGGGGCGGCCUUGCGCAAUUACUUAGUAAACUUGUUCAAUAAAUUGUGU